AUGUGGGAAUUCGCCCAUCUAAGCGACCACUUCAAGGACAUCAACAGCCUCGACCUCGUACCCCGCACGGCGGCGUCCGCAGGUGUCGCAGGAGGGCGCCUUUUCAUCGGCGGCAUCGGCGCCCUCCACGAAGAACCCGAUCCCUUGCCUGCUCGCAGAAUCACGCAUGUCCUCUCGGUCCUCGACCACGAUGUCCGAGAGAAGCGGCCCCUGACUGGUUAUCGCCAUCUCUGGCUGCAAGUCGAGGACAGCCCGGAGGAGAAUCUCCUCAGGCACUUCGAGAAGACGAAUGCGUUCAUUGCGAGUGGUUUGAAGUCUCGUAGCCGUAGUAGUCAGAGGGACGGGGAAAGGGAUGGUGGUGAGGGCGACGGCGGGGUUUUCGUGCAUUGCGCCAUGGGCGUCUCGCGGUCUGCGACGAUCGUUUGUGCGUAUCUCAUGUGGGAGGGGAAAUGCUCUACGAAGGAGGCGCUUGAGCAGUUGAGGGAGGGCAGGAGUUGUUGCCGACCGAAUGAUGGGUUUAUGAAGCAAUUGGAGGUUUAUGAGAAGAUUCUCAGGGCGGAGAGUGAAGGUGAGAGGGAGAGUAUCUAUGGGGAGUGGGUGAAGCAGCAGUAUUCCCAUGAUCGGGAGAGGUUGGAGAUGGAGACGAGACGGUCGAAAUUAUGA
Molecule: messenger RNA, 663 nt
Organism: Dissoconium aciculare CBS 342.82
Lineage: Eukaryota; Fungi; Ascomycota; Dothideomycetes; Mycosphaerellales; Dissoconiaceae
Product: phosphatases II
Exons: 1
Coding region: 1-663 (220 amino acids)
Biological process (GO): protein dephosphorylation
Cellular component (GO): nucleus
Molecular function (GO): protein tyrosine/serine/threonine phosphatase activity
Source: RefSeq, a predicted model, not a curated record